Molecule: messenger RNA, 1540 nt
Organism: Scleropages formosus (Asian bonytongue)
Lineage: Eukaryota; Metazoa; Chordata; Actinopteri; Osteoglossiformes; Osteoglossidae
Gene: psmc3
Product: proteasome 26S subunit, ATPase 3
Exons: 12
Coding region: 13-1296 (427 amino acids)
Molecular function (GO): ATP hydrolysis activity; ATP binding
Source: RefSeq, a predicted model, not a curated record
ACGAAAUUCAAGAUGGCGUCGCUGAAUGACAGAUCAGUUUGGGAUGAGGUUGAGGACGGGAUUGGUGAGGAGGUUCUCAAGAUGUCUACCGAGGAGAUCAUUCAGCGGACACGGCUCUUGGACAGUGAAAUUAAGAUCAUGAAGAGUGAAGUAUUGCGAGUUACCCAUGAGUUGCAGGCAAUGAAAGAUAAAAUCAAGGAGAACACUGAGAAGAUCAAAGUGAACAAGACCUUGCCUUACCUUGUCUCCAAUGUCAUCGAGCUUUUGGAUGUAGACCCCAAUGACCAGGAGGAAGAUGGAGCUAACAUUGACCUUGACUCUCAGAGGAAAGGCAAAUGUGCUGUCAUUAAAACAUCCACAAGACAGACGUACUUUCUCCCUGUCAUUGGUUUGGUGGAUGCGGAAAAAUUGAAACCUGGUGAUUUGGUGGGGGUGAACAAGGACUCAUACCUGAUCCUGGAGACUCUGCCCACGGAGUAUGACUCCAGGGUGAAAGCCAUGGAAGUAGAUGAACGACCCACGGAACAGUACAGCGAUAUCGGUGGCCUGGACAAACAGAUCCAAGAGCUUGUCGAAGCCAUUGUUCUUCCCAUGAACCACAAAGAGAAGUUUGAGAACUUGGGCAUACAGCCUCCAAAGGGGGUUUUGAUGUACGGGCCCCCAGGAACUGGCAAAACUUUGCUGGCGAGAGCCUGUGCUGCCCAGACGAAGGCCACCUUCCUGAAGCUAGCUGGACCCCAGUUGGUUCAGAUGUUCAUUGGAGAUGGAGCCAAGUUGGUCCGGGAUGCUUUUGCUCUGGCAAAGGAGAAGGCCCCCUCUAUCAUUUUCAUUGAUGAGCUGGAUGCCAUUGGGACCAAACGGUUCGACAGUGAGAAGGCAGGUGACAGGGAGGUUCAGAGGACCAUGUUGGAGCUCCUCAAUCAGCUAGAUGGAUUCCAGCCUAAUAUGCAAGUCAAGGUAAUUGCAGCGACCAACCGGGUGGACAUUCUUGACCCGGCUUUGCUGCGCUCCGGCCGCCUGGACCGCAAGAUUGAGUUCCCCAUGCCCAACGAGGAGGCCCGCGCCCGCAUCAUGCAGAUCCACUCUCGCAAGAUGAACGUAAGCCCUGAUGUGAACUAUGAAGAGUUGGCUCGGUGCACAGAUGACUUCAAUGGUGCCCAGUGCAAAGCUGUGUGUGUUGAAGCGGGUAUGAUUGCUCUGCGACGGGGGGCAACUGAGCUGAAUCAUGAGGACUACAUGGAGGGCAUCCUGGAGGUACAGGCCAAGAAGAAGGCCAACCUGCAGUACUAUGCUUGAGCUCUGCAGUAGAGCUGUGAAAACUUGAUGUUCCGCUUAGUUAUGGGAAGUGAGUGGAACAAUGUCUGUCUAAACUAAUCAAAACAUGCGGUAUUAAAUGUUUUGAUUGGUUCUGAUAUCCUAUUGAUUAACAGCAUGUAUGUUGCCACACAUUAAGUGGCUUUUGAUGUAAGAGUUUGUGGGAUCUAUUACACUUAUACCAGUUCUCUUGUAUGAAUUAAAGCAUUUUCCAUUCAUAACUUCA